This is a messenger RNA of Xyrauchen texanus (razorback sucker), 2971 nucleotides long. RefSeq names its product low-density lipoprotein receptor-like. NCBI's taxonomy places the organism in Eukaryota, Metazoa, Chordata, Actinopteri, Cypriniformes, Catostomidae. The transcript has 18 exons. The coding region runs from base 123 to 2771 and encodes 882 amino acids. The record is from RefSeq and is a predicted model, not a curated record. Gene Ontology annotation, molecular function: protein binding; calcium ion binding.
CUAAAGUACAUAUUUGCCUGCAGCGUCGCAUGAGCAGGAGUCUACCUGCUUUAUUAGAAACUUGAAUUAGAAUUUAUUUAAUACAAAGAUUCAUAACACACCACAAACAAAGAAACGAGGGGAUGUUUUUGAAAGGGCAUUGUAAAAUGAUGGACAUUUCAUUCAUGGUGUUGCAAGCGGUUACUUUGUUUCGUCUUGUACAAACAGGUUUCAUCACUUGUGACCCUCAGCAAUAUCAGUGUGGCAAUGGGAAGUGUAUCACAUCCAGAUGGAUCUGUGAUGAAACUGAUGACUGUGGUGACGGCACUGAUGAACUUGUUGCUGCCUGCUUAGCCAAAACCUGCAGACCCUCUGAAUUCAGCUGUGGUGGGCGUCUCAACCAGUGCGUGCCCAAGAGCUGGAAGUGUGACGGCAAGGCAGACUGUGAGAAUGGAGCAGAUGAGGAAGGCUGUGCUCCUCGGCAGUGUUUAAAUGGUGAAUUCCAGUGCGGCAGUGGGCAGUGUGUUUCGACUGCAUUUUUGUGUGAUGAGGAGGCAGACUGUGAUGAUGGCAGUGAUGAAGUCUCCUGCCCACCCACCACCUGUAGCUCAAGCUCUUUCAGGUGCAACAAUUCACAAUGUGUGCCUCGAUUGUGGGUUUGUGAUGGAGACACCGACUGUGACGACGGCUCAGACGAGUGGCCACAGAAAUGCGGUCCAGGGGCAUCUACAGCUCAUAGAAAUCCAUGCUCUUCUAUGGAGUUCCAAUGCGGCAGUGGGGAAUGUAUACACAGUAGCUGGAAAUGUGAUGGGGGAGCAGAUUGUUUGGAUCGCUCGGACGAGAAAAACUGCUCCUUGCCCACAUGUCGACCGGAUGAGUUCCAAUGUGCUGACGGAUCUUGUAUCCACGGCAGCCGGCAGUGCAACCAUGUAUACGACUGCAAAGAUUUAAGUGAUGAGCUGGGCUGUGUCAAUGCAACCCAUUGUGAAGCACCAUACAGGUUUAAGUGCCGUAGUGGUGAAUGUAUUAGCAUGGAAAAGGUUUGCGACAAGAAGCGUGACUGUAGGGAUUGGUCUGAUGAGCCGUUACGAGAGUGCGAUUCGAACGAGUGUCUAUACAACAAUGGAGGUUGCUCUCAUAUCUGUAAUGAUCUGAAGAUUGGUUAUGAGUGCCUGUGUCCCACCGGCUUCCGUUUGUUGGACAAGAGACGUUGUGAAGACAUCGAUGAGUGCGCCAACCCAGACACCUGCAGCCAAAUUUGCAUCAAUCAGGUGGGCAGUUACAAGUGUGAAUGCGAGGAAGGCUACCAGAUGGAUCCUGCCAGCAAGGCCUGCAAAGCUAUUGGAACCAUCGCGUACCUAUUUUUCACCAAUCGCCACGAGGUGAGAAAGAUGACCCUGGAUCGUAGCGAGUACACCCAAGUAAUUUCCCACCUGAAGAAUGUUGUGGCAUUGGACGUGAAUAUUGCAACCAAAGAAAUCUACUGGUCAGAUCUUUCCCUCAAGAAGAUAUACAGAGCCCCAAUGGAAACAGCACAUGACUCCUCUCAACACAGUGUCAUAAUUAGCAAUGGCUUAAAUGCACCUGAAGGUAUCGCCAUUGACUGGAUCCACGGAAACAUCUAUUGGACAGAUAGCAUCCAAGGUGCCAUCUCGGUGGCAACAGCUGACGGAAGCAGACGCAAGACACUCUUUAGAGAAAACCUGGCCAAGCCGCGUGCUAUUGUGGUCGACCCUAUUAAGAACUUUAUGUUCUGGACUGAUUGGGGCACACCAGCCAAGAUUGAGAGGGGAGGUCUCAAUGGAGGUGACCGCAGUGCCCUGGUGACGGAUAACAUUGUCUGGCCCAAUGGAAUAACCCUUGACCUAGUAAACCAGCGUCUGUACUGGGUUGACUCUAAACUACACACACUCUCUAGUAUCAGUGUGCAGGGAGGUGGUCGGCGAACUCUAAUCAUAGACCAGGGCAAACUCGCCCACCCUCUGGGUCUCACUGUUUUUGAGGAGAAAGUGUUCUGGACGGAUGUAAGCAACAAUGCAAUUCUAAGUGCAAAUCGUGUGACGGGCAGAGACAUUAUAAAAGUAGCAGAACAUCUCUCAUCCCCUGAAGACCUUGUCCUGUUUCACAACCUGAAACAACCCAAAGGAAUAAACUGGUGCAGGGUCAACAAUGGUGGGUGUGAGUUCCUGUGCCUAGCUGCCCCUCAAGUCAAUAGAUUCUCUCCCAAGUACACUUGUGCCUGCCCAGACAACAUGAUGCUGGCCAAAGACAUGCGAAAAUGUGCUCCAGUUGUUGUAACACCAGCAGCUCCUGUCAGACCCCAAAUGCUUACAACUAGUCAUCCUCAAGUACCUUCAAAAACUUCACCAAAACCUGCUCACCCUACUACUUCCAAAGUGCAACCUUCUACUACUCGUACUCCUGUACCUAUGAGACCUAGCAAGCCCACCACCCAAGCUGCCCCUACCAAACCUUCCCAAACCACUACUGGACUUCCACUGUCCACCCAGACAGAUGAGCACAACAGUGAUGUUAAAGCCGUCUCAGAAACGUUGCCUUCGACACCGUUGGCCCUGUACAUUGUAGUGCCUCUAGUUGUCCUAUGUUUGGUUGCGGUUGGUGCUCUGCUUUUCUGGAGAAAGUGGCGACAGAAUAAAACCAACAGCAUUCACUUUGAUAAUCCGGUUUAUCAAAAGACUACUGAAGACCAGGUGCACUUAUGCAGAAACAACAGUUCUGAUGGCUACUUUUACCCACAUCGGCAGAUUGUGAGUCUUGAUGAUGAAAUUUGAUGAUGAAAUUGGCAUUGAGAUCCAUGCUGAAACUGACUGGAAAAGAGCCAUAUUUGACAUCUUACAGACAUCUAGAGAACGAUGGAGAGUCCACACAAAAUGCCUUGUCACACAAGACAAUUUAGACAAAAAACUAAUCCAGGGCUGCUGGUUUAAGUCUACAGUAACAGAGAAACCUCAGACAACAACAACCUCAACUU